Molecule: messenger RNA, 3604 nt
Organism: Fundulus heteroclitus (mummichog)
Lineage: Eukaryota; Metazoa; Chordata; Actinopteri; Cyprinodontiformes; Fundulidae
Product: mucin-like protein
Exons: 19
Coding region: 1-3264 (1087 amino acids)
Biological process (GO): cell-matrix adhesion
Molecular function (GO): calcium ion binding
Source: RefSeq, a predicted model, not a curated record
AUGAAAGUGCCCCUAUUGGCUGCGUUCUGGGAUGACGGCGACCUGACCCAGGGGAACGGGAAGCUGCGCUAUAAGGAAUACCCUAAGGCGGAUGCGUCGGAUGUCUACUCCCAGAUGGUGUUUAAUCGCACCGCAGACGAAGUGACAAAGUUUGAGGGUCUGAGACAGAGGCCUUCGUUUUCCCCUUCCUGGAUCCUGAAGAUCACUUGGGACAACGUGAUGCCCGUCUCCUAUCAGAAGACCAACUUUACAGAGACUAACACUUUCCAGUGUAUCUUGACCACGGACGGCGUACGCUCCUUUGCCCUGCUGCGAUAUGGGGAGAUGAAAUGGGGACCUGGGUUGAGGAAGCAUCACAAUGCUCUUAUUGGCUACACAGACGGUGAAAAAAACACAUUCAAGGAGACCACCGUCCCCCCAGAAAACCUCUUUGGGCCUGCAGGCAGAUAUAGACCCAAUGAAGUCAGAGGAACACUGGGGAACCUUGGCCAGCUGGUGUAUGAUCUGACGGGGCCUCAAGGGCCGGAUGUUGGUCCCCGAAUCAAAUGCCAGGCGUGGUCGAAGAAGGAGCCCGAGCCCGCUGAGUGGGCGGCGGGGGUGUCCUCCUGUCCUUGCACCCGCACCCAGGCUCUGGAGGACCUGGCAUUCUUACACGAUCUCACCGAUCCAGGUGAAACAGUUCAGAAGCUGAGGGCUCAGCGCUGGGGGGGCACCUCAGGACAGAUGUUCAGGUCGCUCCUGUCCAACCGCUAUGGCGCUGGGAAGAGGUGCGUGUACGAACCCGAAGGUGCCUUGCUGGCUGGGUACAGCGAACGCUACUUCUACGGACACAGCACACAGAAAUAUAUCGAUGAGGAUCUUCUUCCGUUUCAGUGGUGCUGCAUCGACUCUCCCCUGUGCCAUCUUUAUCUCAGCAAGAGACCCCUGGACCGCUGCCAGGGUUACAGCUUGGGCAAUCGCAGUGGCUCUCCCCUGACAAACGGGGCAGCUCCGGGCGCCGCAAUGGUGUACGGGGGCCUGCAUUUCAUCACCUUCGAUGGGACAGAGUACUCGUUUAAGACCCUGGGGGAGUUUGUGAUACUACGUCUCUCGUCUGCGAGGGGCUCUAAUAUCUUCACCCUACAAGGACAGAUGGAGAAGCUCCACACGGUCGCGAGGGGGAUCGUUGAGGUCCCAGCGGUGGUGCGCCUGGCUGCCUUCCACCAAGGCAUCGGCAAGAUUGAAUGGAAGUGCUCCAACAAAGACAGUGGACUGCAGAUCUAUGUGGACGACGUUGAAGUCUCCGUCAGAAUCGGUGUUGUGUACGAGAACAAGCGGGACUUUGCGGUGCGCUGUUUCUCGGUGAAUCGCUGUGCAGCGGUGUAUGCCGGCGGCCUCAAGGUGGCCGUGUGGAGAAGUGAAGGCUACAGCCAGCUGGCAGCCAUGGUGGAGGUCCCCCAGACCUUCUACAAACGCACCGUGGGCCUCCUGGGUCUCUGGAGCGCAAACCGGUCCGAUGAUUUCCUCAUGUCGGAUGGCAAUGUCCUGAGCUCCGAGGAUCUCAACCCCCCUGAAGAGGAGAGGCUGAAACUCUUUUGCUUGUCCUGGGCGGUCCCAGGCCCUGAAAGCCUGUUGCUCUCUUCUUCGCCUCCGAGGGUUCUCCUGACGGCGGACUCCACCGCCGCUCUCCUGGAACGCCUCGGCCCUGCUGAGCUGGAAACGCAGAAGAUAAUUUGCAAAGACAGCAUGCAGUGCGUAGAGGACAGCCUAGCAUCCGGCAUCUCUGACCUGGGCCAGCGGACUCUGGAUGCCCAGACGCAGUUUACGAACCUGGCUCUCAUCUACGGCAACAUGCCACCCAUAGUGACAGAGCCCGCUGUGAUACACUCUAAGGUCAACUCUCUGGUCACCGUUCACAUUGUUGCUCAGGACCCAAACGGUGACCCCAUCACCUACUCACUGCUAUUCCCCAGGCCUCCAGAGGCGUCCGUUGAUAGGGGGACCGGCUACCUGACAUGGACACCCCUCAGCACUCAGCCUGUCCAGCUGACCAUCAAGGUCAGCGACCAACAGACAAGCUCCUUGUUCACCCCCGUCCUGCGUGUCUGCAACUGUCUUAACGGAGGAACCUGCCUGUAUGACAGCGUCGCUGAAAAUCAUCUGCAGGGCAAGUUCCAGGUGGUGGGGUGCUUGUGCCCGAAGGAAUACAGUGGGAAGUUCUGUGGGAACACAACGGACGUGUGUCGAGGCAAACCGUGUUUCAGUGGGGUGCAGUGCCACGUAAAAGACCCCGGCCAGUUCACCUGUGGAGACUGCCCUGACGGUACCGUCUCCAGCGGCAAGGAGGGCUACAAAUGCUUUGAGUAUGACAUGUGCAGCCCUCCUUUUCCCUUCCCAUGCCACAAGGACGCAGAAUGCCGAACCACCAAACUCAGCUACAGCUGCGCCUGCAAAUCUGGCUUCAGCGGAGAUGGACACAACUGCACAGAUGUGGAUGAGUGCACAGAGCCUAUGAUAUGUGAGAAUGCCAAGUAUGAGUGUUUGAACAACCGUGGAUCUUUUAAAUGCCUCUGCAGAUACAAAGACUCCAAGAAUGCUGACGGAUGUGGUACCUCUCCGAAUCCUCCAGGGUACAACAUGUUUAACAUCUCCAUGGGCUGGAAAGACGAAAGUACAGAUAGAACCAAGCAGCUGGAUGACCUCCUGUCAAGAGGUUUCACAAAUAAGUUCUACAACAUCAGCAAGAAAGUUUCAUCCAAACCUGGCGCCGACGAGUAUCGAGUGGCUGUGUCCAGCGACACGCCCCACUGGUACAUCCGGGACUACCUGGCCAGAGUCGGCGCCUACUACGGCAUGAAAGACGUGGAAGUUGAUGAUUUAGAUGAGUGUAAGGCCAAGGAGGCCGGAUGCGUCUUCCCUGCCAAGUGCAUCAACACCUACGGAGGCUACAGGUGUGUUUGCAAUGGCACAGAGGUCGACGGAAGCCAGUCCUGUAUAAUUUCCGAGCGAUCAGAGGAGCCUGACUCGAACGUGGAUCUGAUCCUGGGUCUGGUGCUGGGCAUCGGCAUCCCUCUGCUACUGCUGCUGCUGCUUCUGGCUCUGCUGGCCUGCUUCUGCUGCCGCAGGAAGACCGUCACCGGAGACCUCCCCCACCUGAUGCCAGACCACAUCCAGCAGCAGUACAACCCCCCACCCUUCAACUACGCCGACCCGGCCCUGCAGUACAUGAGCCACUGCAGCCCUCGGGUCUUAGACAACGUCACGCCCCGGCAGCGGCUGAGAUAGCCAGACUCGCAGUUUAACAAAGACGGUGCAAGCCCUUUUCCAGAUCCCGUGUGAGAUAAUAAUGACGUGGUGUAAAUUAUUUGGGUUUUCUUGAACAGGUAAUUCAGUCUGGUUAAGUGGCAAAGUCGCCUAGUUGAAUCUGCGAGGCUGAAUCGUGACACGUUUGUUAUUUUCAUUCCUAUUUAGUGUGCAAGGGUUUUGAAUCUGUCUGACCCAGCAGAAGUCCACCAUGUCUUGGCAGGGUAUGUUGAUUAAAAGUGAAAAACACUGCAGUGCUCUUUGGUUUCCAGUUAAUAGCUGGCCAACAGCAUUUGUCAGUCCAUAAAAGGGUGCCACUGUU